Suncus etruscus (white-toothed pygmy shrew) is the source of this 459-nucleotide messenger RNA. It is a transcript of the gene CCDC182, whose product is annotated as coiled-coil domain containing 182. The record is from RefSeq and is a predicted model, not a curated record. NCBI's taxonomy places the organism in Eukaryota, Metazoa, Chordata, Mammalia, Eulipotyphla, Soricidae. The transcript has a single exon. Bases 1 to 459 code for a protein of 152 amino acids.
AUGGAGCCCUGCUAUACAGCCAGCUCUAUUCUUGUGACGGUGAAUACCUUACAGGGAAAGAAAAUGGUGGAGAGCGGGCUCCAAUCCGGGGACUUUUCCAUCCCCACAUCGUGGCCCUCCUGCCUGCCCCUGCCCGCUGAUGUGGAGAUCUUGCAGCAAAAAGUGGCGGGCUUGCAGCGGGAGCUGGAGGACUUUAAGAAGGAGGCGCUGGUGUCCAUUCACUCCCUGGAAGAUGCUUUCUGCGAGAUGAACAGGGCCCUGGGGCAGCAGGAGGAGCAGGCGGCACGUGUGAAGCAGCGGCUUCGAGAGGAAGAGGACCGGGGUGUGGUGAGGAACAAAGUGCUCACCUUCCUGCUGCCCCGAGAGAAGCAGCUGCGGGAGCACUGCCGGCGCCUGGAGUGCAUGCUGCUGGACAGGGGCUGUGCGCACAGCGUGCCCAGGAACGUCCAGGCCCACUGA